AACGAUUGAUGGAAGAUCUGCUGAGUCUUUCACAGAGAUGAUGGCGAAGCACACGCAAAUGCUGCACUGCCACAAAUUGCAAGAAAUGGUUGCGAGAAGAAAACGAACUCGAGAUAAAGGCUGGGCAUCGAUGCCUGGGGAGUUCCUUGAGACGAGACCUCACUUAAACCACCAAACACUAAUCACCUCGUCACCCCGUCACUCAGCACAGCGCCCGCUGACCCUCGUCUUUCGAUCGACUUCACAGCCCUCUCACCACAAGUUCUACUUUCUGUUGAUACAAUGCCAGAUCUCUCAAAGUUCCUCUACUACCUCAAGCCCCUCCACGAGCGAAAGCCCCCGAAGAAGGUGCUGCCAAAGGACGACAGUGCAUCUCAAGCUACAGGCGAGGAUGGGGAGAAGAGAAUAUACGGGUCGUUCGGCCAUCGUGAAGGCCCGAACAGUAUCGGGGCUGCAGCUGGUGCAGGCGCUCUAGGAAUGGUAGGCCUACCAGGCAUCUCCAGAUGAUAGAACGGAGGUGCAGAAGUGUGCCGUUGAGAUGCUGGUUCAACUACAUUCACGAUCAAUUCUUGACUGCUGUGCCCAUGAUGGUGGUGACGGCGGCGGCGGCAGCAACUCCCGGCAGCACAGAUGGGGCAACGCUGACGGAGUCUGUGAUAGCUGGUUCUGCUGGUUUACCUAUUCCGGCCCGGCCUGGUACCAAAGCCUUGCGUCAAUGAUAUACCCAAAUUUU
Verticillium alfalfae VaMs.102 is the source of this 733-nucleotide messenger RNA. RefSeq lists its product as hypothetical. Lineage: Eukaryota; Fungi; Ascomycota; Sordariomycetes; Glomerellales; Plectosphaerellaceae. The transcript has a single exon. Bases 283 to 507 code for a protein of 74 amino acids. The record is from RefSeq and is a predicted model, not a curated record.